Molecule: messenger RNA, 3623 nt
Organism: Prunus avium (sweet cherry)
Lineage: Eukaryota; Viridiplantae; Streptophyta; Magnoliopsida; Rosales; Rosaceae
Source: RefSeq, a predicted model, not a curated record
UUGACUUUGGGUAGUUCAAUAACAUAUUCAUCUGCUGCUCAAGGCCAAACCACUGCCCCGAAAAAAAGUAAUUAAUUAUGAAAGAACUUCUUCUGCUCAAGUCGGAUCGGAAGGCAGUAUCAAUUUGUAGUUGGACUGAUCUGAACCAGUAUCAAUUAAUGGAUGCCAGGAAAGCCCAUAAAGCCUCCUCUUCAUCCUCACCAUCCUCCUCAUCCUCACCAUCCUCCUCAUCAAAACGUUGGGAGUACCAAGUGUUCUUGAGCUUCAGAGGUGAAGACACACGCAAGGGCUUCACAGGCCACCUCCACGCCGCAUUAUCUAAUGCCGGAAUCCGCACCUUUCUUGACGACAACGAGCUAAAAAGAGCGGAAUUUAUAAAAACCCAACUGGAGCAGGCAAUCGACGGGUCCAUGAUCUCCAUAAUUGUCUUCUCCAAGAGUUAUGCCGAUUCCAGUUGGUGUCUUGACGAGCUGGUGAAGAUCAUGGAGUGUAGAGACAAAUUGGGGCAACAGGUUAUUCCAUUGUUCUAUAAUGUUGAUGCUUCAGAUGUCCGGAAACAAACUGGUAGCUUUGCACAAGCAUUUGAGAAACAUGAAGCGGGCAUCUGUGAAGGUAAACAUGAGAAAGAAAAGGUACAGCGGUGGAGAAAUGCUCUCACUCAAGCUGCAAAUUUGUGUGGGGAAGAUCUUAAAAAUGCUGCUGGGAAUGAAGUAGAGUUUAUCAAGAAAAUUCUUAGGGUGGUUAAUAACUUGGUGAACAGAAACUACCAAUUAGACAUCGAACACCUUGUUGGAAUUACUUCUCGGCUGAACGAUGUUGUUCGCAUGAUUGAUAUUGAAAAUUCAGGUUCUAAGGAUGUUGUUCGCAUGAUUGGUAUUUUGGGGAUGGGCGGCAUUGGAAAAACAACGCUUGCCAAAACCAUUUAUAACAAAUUUGAACGUAUCUUUGAAGGUCGUAGGAGUUUCCUUGAAAACGUGAGGGAAGUAUCUGCAAACCAACGCAGUAAUGGUCUGGUUGGUUUGCAAGAACAACUUCUAAAUGAUAUCUUGAAAGGAGAGGGCAUAAAGGUUGGAUCUGUUGCUAAAGGGAUCGAUAUGAUAAGAGAAAGACUUUGCUGUAAAAGAGCACUUGUCAUAAUUGACGAUGCAGAUGAUCUACAGCAAUUAAAAGCAAUAGCUGGAGCUCGUGAUUGGUUUGGUCCUGGAAGUAGAAUUGUCAUAACAACAAGAAAUAAACAUUUGCUAGAGCAAGUUGGAGUGGAUAGCACAUAUAUGGCUCAAGCAAUGAAUGAAAAAGAAGCUCUAGAGCUCUUUAGUAGGCAUGCCUUCAAAAGAGGUGAUCCUGAUCAAGAAUAUCUUGACCUUUCAAAUUUUGUAAUUCGUUACUGUCGAGGCUUGCCACUAGCACUUGAAGUUGUAGGGUCUUUUCUGAUUAAAAGAUCCACAGCGGAGUGGGAAAACCAUUUGGAGAAAUUGAAAAUAAGUCCUGAUGGAGAUAUUCAAAAAACACUCAAAAUAAGCUUUGAUGGGCUACCUGAUGAUAGAAUGAGAAAGAUAUUCCUUGAUAUAUCUUGUUUCUUUAUUGGAUAUGACAAGGACUAUGUAACCCAAAUAUUAGAUGGAUGUGGCUUUCAUGCAACGAUAGGAAUCAGAGUCCUCAUCGAACGGUGCCUUGUAACUGUUAGUGAGCAAAACAGGCUGAUGAUGCAUGAUUUGCUUCGAGACAUGGGAAGAGAGAUCGUUCAUAAAAAUGCCCACGGUCACCCUGAAAAAUUUAGUAGAUUGUGGAAACGUGAAGACGUAACAGAUGUAUUGAAUGAUGAAUCUGGAACUGACGAAAUUGAAGGAGUUGCUAUAGAUUUGGAUUUUGAUGUAGAUUCAGAUCUAGAUUCGACUAGAUUCAGCGCACAAGCAUUUACCAAGAUGAAAAAACUGAGGUUACUCCACCUCAGCGGAGUAGAGCUUACUGGAGAGUACAAAGAUUUUCCCAAAAAGUUAAUGUGGUUGAGCUGGCAUUUUUUUCCUUUAGAGUCCUUACCAGAUGACUUUCCUAUGCAACCAAAACUAGUUGCUUUAGACCUGCACCAUAGCAAACUCAAAAUAGUUUGGAAGGAUUGCAAGUUGCAUCAGAAUUUGAAAAUCCUUGAUCUCAGUGGUUCCUAUCAGCUAACAAAAUCACCAGACUUUUCAAAACUCCCAAAUCUCGAGGAAUUGAUAUUGCAAUACUGUGAGAGUUUGUCUGAGGUUCACUCAUCCAUCGGGGAUCUGGGAAGACUUUCUUUGGUAAAUCUUCAAUACUGCAAAAAUCUUCAGGAUCUCCCACUGAAUUUCUAUAAAUCCAAGUCUAUUGAAACUCUUAUACUGAAUGGUUGUUCACGUUUUCGAGAGCUGGGUGAUGGCUUAGGGGACAUGGUAUCAUUGACAAUUUUGGAAGCAGAUAAGACAUUCAUCAGACAGAUUCCAUCUUCCAUAGUAAAAUUGAAGAAGUUGAGAAUUUUAUCUCUAUCUGGUGAGAAUUUUGAAAUUCCAUCUUUUACCCCUUUCGUUACAUGCUGCUGGUUGGGGUUAACUGAGGAUGCAAUCCCUAAGGAUCUAUGUAGCCUAAUUUCCUUAGAACAUCUGCGUCUUCAAAGCAAUUACUUUUGUAGCCUACCAAGUCUCGCUGGUCUUUCAAAGCUCAAGGUCUUGUAUUUAAAUGCAUGCAGAGAACUUCUUGCAAUCCCAGAUUUACCAACCAAUUUGCAUGUUCUGAAAGCAAUUUGCUGCCCAAAAUUGGAAACAAUUCCAGAUUUUUCAAAAAUGUGGAAUAUGAGAGAAUUGUAUCUAAGUGAUUCGUUCAAACUCACUGAGGUUCCAGGCUUGGAUAAGUCAUUAAACUCCAUGACAAGGAUUCAUAUGGAAGGCUGCACCAAUCUGACUGCCGAUUUUAGGAACAACAUCCUACAGAGAUGGACUUCUUGCGGAUUUGGUGGAAUUUAUUUGAAUGGAAAUUAUGAUAUUCCUGAGUGGUUCAAAUUCGUCAAUGAUGUGGACAAUAUCGUCUUCUUCGAAGUUCCUCAAAGAAUCAUGGGUCGUGAUUUAAAAGGGUUGACUAUAUGCUUCGUUUACUCUUCAGGCAGGCGAAGGUGGUCUCAUUGGCAUUAUCAGGAAUUUGAAGAUUCUCAAGAUGGUCCUAUUGGCAUUAUCGUUAGAAAUCUUACCAAACAAACUGCUUUGCACACCAAGAUAGCAUUUGCCUCCUUAAAAUCUUCCAGUGAACCUGAAGACGAUUCCGGUGAAUCUGAAGAACCUGAAGACGAUUCCGGUGAACCUGAGGAACCUGAAGACGAUUAUCUUUGGCAGGGACAAUUGUCAAACGAUGUGCUCCGUUUGCAAGGCGGGGAGCGAGUCUGCAUUCUUGUAAGGCCUGAUGAUGUUGAUUUAGUGAGAGUGAAGAAGACAGGGGUUCAUCUAAAAUGGGACAAAGUCAUGAAGGAAAAUAUGGAUAAUCCGGAUCCUCAUUUGUAUGAUUGGGAAACAAAUGGGGAUUUUUCAGGGGGAGUUGAUGACUCCAUUUCAAGAAACAGAGAGAACAAGGGAAGAAAAUCAAAGAGAAGGAGGAUAGGAUCGUUUGAUUAUGUUUAA